AUGGAUAUGACACAACUAUUUCCACAUAUUUAUUUCUCAAAAUCAAACACAUUUAACUUUCUUCACCAACAUGGCUCCUCUAACAAACUUGCAUGUAGUCUCCAAAACCUUAGCUCCAAUCACAUGUCUUCUUCCAAAUGCACAAACAAUCCUUAGGAAAGGACAAGUAGUUGUUGGAUUUCUUGGAAGCAAAACAAAGAAAUCAUCAGAAUGUGACUCACUUCACACUACAAGAAGAACAGCUGCAUUAAGCUUUGUUUCUUUAGUCCUUACAUGGCAAUUCAAUGAGAAGAUUUCACUAGCUAAGGAUAAUGGAUUCUGGAUUGAUGGUCCUAUUCCAGAACCAACAGUCACUAAUAAUAUUGCGAAUGAGAAAACGGGGACGCGAUCGUUUAUUAAGAAGAAACUCUACAUGGCGAAUAUUGGAGCGAAAGGAAGUGUUUUUAGGAUUAAGAAAUAUGCGUUUGAUCUUCUUGCAAUGGCUGAUUUGAUUGGACAAGACACACUCAACUAUGUUAGGAGGUACCUAAGACUCAAGUCUACUUUCAUCUACUUUGAUUUCGACAAGGUUAUCUCCGCUGCUCCGGUUGAUGAUAAGCAGCAACUCACUGACAUGGCUAAUAAAUUGUUUGAUAAUUUUGAAAAGCUUGAAGAAGCUUCAAGGAACAAGAAUCUAGCUGAAACACAAGCAUGCUAUAAGGAAACUGAAGUUAUGCUUAAAGAUGUCAUGGACAGGAUGACCAUAAUGUAUAAAACAAUUUGACAUGAUUUUUAUUAAGCUGUGUUAUUAUUGCUCUUAUUAUAAAACCUUUUUUUUUUCUUUUCCAUUUUUGAUUUUUCAUUGUUGAUUGGGAUAAAGACCUAUAUCUUGUAGAUAGAUAAAUGUUAUGCAUAGAUGAAUUUCUACAAAUUGUCAAUUGUAUGAGCUUCAUUAGUAUCAAAAUAUUUAGUCCAUUAAA
Messenger RNA from Vicia villosa (hairy vetch), 959 nucleotides. RefSeq names its product photosynthetic NDH subunit of lumenal location 3, chloroplastic. The transcript is spliced from 3 exons. Gene Ontology annotation, cellular component: chloroplast; extrinsic component of membrane; photosystem II. The coding region runs from base 71 to 763 and encodes 230 amino acids. NCBI's taxonomy places the organism in Eukaryota, Viridiplantae, Streptophyta, Magnoliopsida, Fabales, Fabaceae. Gene Ontology annotation, biological process: photosynthesis; photosynthetic electron transport chain. The record is from RefSeq and is a predicted model, not a curated record. Gene Ontology annotation, molecular function: calcium ion binding.